Messenger RNA from Hippoglossus stenolepis (Pacific halibut), 2476 nucleotides. RefSeq names its product Ras homolog, mTORC1 binding like 1 (gene rhebl1). The transcript has 8 exons. Gene Ontology annotation, cellular component: plasma membrane. NCBI's taxonomy places the organism in Eukaryota, Metazoa, Chordata, Actinopteri, Pleuronectiformes, Pleuronectidae. Gene Ontology annotation, biological process: small GTPase-mediated signal transduction. The coding region runs from base 385 to 939 and encodes 184 amino acids. Gene Ontology annotation, molecular function: GTP binding; GDP binding; GTPase activity. The record is from RefSeq and is a predicted model, not a curated record.
CUGUUUUUACGACGGUGUGCUUACACAAUGACAGUUUCCGUUAGCCUCACUCGCGAGUCCUGACCGCUCGCACUUCGCUUUUUUGUCGUUUCCAACUUUGGUCGAAACACGAAUUUCUGUUUUCCAAACUACCGAUCGCAGUCGGUGGUUGGAUUUUAUACAGGAAGUGAUCGGUUGUUGAUAUAAGUACAAGUUGUACGGUCUGUGGUUUAACUUUGAAGUUCCAGCUCGAGGCCCAGCGGAGAGCUCGAGCGGCAGCUCCGAAAAGUUUGUUGUUGUCACGUGACGCGAGACGAAUGUGGCGAUAAAAGUUUGUUUCGAUAGUGAAACUAGGCGGCGUACUACGUUAUUUUUUUUUACCUUCUGACCACAGUUCUCACUGCGAUGCCUCAACCAAAAUAUCGAAAGAUUGCUGUAAUAGGUUACAGGUCUGUAGGAAAGUCAUCUCUUACAAUACAGUUUGUGGAAGGACAGUUUGUUGACUCCUAUGACCCCACCAUUGAAAACACCUUUAACAAAAUGGUCAGCGUGAAUGGCCAAGAAUUCAACCUUCAGCUGGUUGAUACAGCCGGACAAGAUGAGUACUCAAUUUUUCCACAGUCCCACUCUAUGGACAUCCAUGGUUAUGUCCUCGUCUAUUCAGUGACUUCCAUGAAAAGUUUUGAAGUUGUGCAGGCUCUCCACGACAAGCUGCUAGACAUGAUUGGAAAGAUUCAAGUCCCAACUGUUCUUGUAGGGAACAAAAAAGAUCUCCACAUGGAAAGGGUUAUCAAACCAGAGGAGGGGAAGAAACUUGCUGAUUCCUGGGGGGCUGCAUUCAUGGAGUCCUCAGCCAAGGAGAAUGAGACUGCUGUGGAGCUUUUCAAGCGGAUCAUUUUGGAGAUGGAGAAAGCUGAUGGAAAUUGUGCCCCAGAGGAGAGGAAGUGUGCUGUCAUGUAAACGUGUAUCCAGGACAUCAGUAAGCUCAUUCGCUGAAGACAGGAGGCACAACUUCACCGGCUUGCCAAUCGUGACCUCACCGACACCAAGACACUGCAGUGGAACUUUUUCUGAUCCGUUAUGAUACCAGAUUGAUUUACAGAGCAAGUGAAAUUGCCCAGACAGUUGACAAACGAAUCCCCACAUGCUGUAACCACAGGGAGAAAUUUGUACGGGCAAGAAUAUUCUGUUAUAGACAAAGAGGCACCUUCAGUGAACACAUUCUUGGCAAAAUCUUGAUUUUUGAGUUCAACAAAACAAUAAGAUUGUCCCAAUUAAGCGCAUCAAAAUUUUGUCAUGAAUGUAUGAUGGUAAUAACUAGUUGUAAAUCUUAUGUUUGAGACAUCAUUGGCCUAUGUCUCAUAACUAAUUGAAUUCUUAAGUUAAUGUAAAAAAAAGUUACCUUUUCAGGACUGGUGUAUUCAGCAGAUCUUAUUUUUGACCGAUGGAGAGUCGCAGUUCACAUUGCUUUAAAUGUGGUGUUAAAAAUGUACUAUUUCUCACAAAUGGUGGAUUUACUCGGACACCCCAAGUUAAGGUUCUAAUAAGAAAUGUCACUGUUCUUCUCACGGUCAUUUUUAUCAACUCUUCUUCAGGUACCGCUCACCGAUGAACUCUUGAACUGCGGAAGAAUCUAUUUGUAUAUUUAAAAGCAAACAUUUUAAGCUCUUCUGCUAAGCAUACAUACAUCCCACCUUGUUUCUUAGGAUUAGAUUGGAACAGAUCUUUGGUAUUUACCACUUGAGCCUUUUUAUACCAUAUAAAUAGAAUCUUAGAAAAUGGUUUGAUACAAUUGGUUAUAUCUUGAGUGAUGCAGGUGUGCGCCCCCUUAAAUACGAUAAGUAGAACAUAUGCUUAUAAACGCAUUAUAAUAUAAUCAUUGUUGAGCUGCAAUUUAAAAUUUAAAAUUGCAUUUUAACACUAAGACCAGGUAAAAGGCGACAACAGUGUUUGUGUAGUAAUUUUUGAAGCUAAAUAUUUUUUGAUUUGAUGGUUCAUGCUGGCUUCUUAAAACUUAGUCAGGGUGGCAUGCAUCCCAUUUAAUUCAUAUUGAGGACUUGCAUGGAAACUGUCAAACACUUGGGGAUCAUGAAAUGACUUGUUUUCUCUUAGCUCGUGUAGCCUUACGAAGACAUGACGCAGACUGUGGAUCUUGUUUUCCCCCACAAUUGUCAUGUCAUACCUGUAGUGGGUAAUUGUAACUUUUUAUCAAGUGCUUUGCAGAGUAAGUAGUUAAUUAUGGAUGAUUGAUGAUGGUUGAACAGAAGCUGGUGAUGCUGUGUCUUGUGCCUUACAGUUCUUCAAACUCCCUCACCUGCUUCCCUUUACGACUCAAGGUGCUCUUAAAGGUCCCCCCCCCCCCUUUUCUGUUAACUUGAUACUAUGGGUGCAGGUGGUGUUGUGUACCUGAACACCAAUAUUCCCCUGUGGGUCAAUGUUGAUUCAGAAAUCUUGCUGUAAACAGUUUUGUAUAUAAAUAAAUCUGUUACUCAUUUGC